UACGUUUGAUGGUCACCUCGCACUGUGUAGUCCUUGCAGCAACUUUGAAUCUUGAGCGAUUGGAUCUCCCAGAAACUCUACCUUGAUCUGGCGGAUAACGUAUGCAUAUUCACAUAUCCAAACGUUGCAAGUCUUGCUUAUAUUCACUUGCUAACAUUGGAGCACAGAGAGCUAACUCUUAAUGUCCGUGACAGGAAGAGUCUAUGUCUGUAGCCUAGGUAUGAAUAUACUAUAUAUACCUAGUUAUGUAUAGAACAAGGUUACCCUUGGAAAGUUCUGAAAGAAUUGUCCCCUGAAAAGGAGCCUCAAUGGAGAUCGAAAUAUGUAUUAUGUCAUCCAAUUCACGUGCGCUCUUCCCUAGCGCAAGUCGGCCCGUUGGUACCCACCUGCAUGUCUAACUCUACUGUGAUACCUAAACCAUCGGUACUGGCUCUGCCCCGCGCGCGCAACCAUCAACCUCCCAAACUUAUUGUCUCACGACCAGAAGAUGCAGUCCCUGCCCGACGCACGUCAACAAUCUUUCGAGGAGCUUUAUGGCCCUCCUGAGAAUUUCCUCGAAAUAGAGGUUCGCAACCCCAUGACCCAUGGCGUCGGCCGGGGCAUGUACACAACCUAUGAGAUCGUUAUGCGUACGAACAUACCGUCCUUCAAGUUGAAGUCUUCUUUCGUUCGACGUCGUUAUAGCGACUUCGAAGCCUUCCGCGACAUUCUGGAGCGCGAGUCUGCAAGAGUUACGAUACCACCGCUACCUGGCAAAGUCCUCACGAACCGCUUCUCGGAUGACGUGAUCGAACACCGCAGGGAGGGUUUACAAAGGUUUCUCCAGAUUGUGGUGGGACACCCGUUGCUCCAGACGGGCAGCAAAGUGCUCGCAGCAUUUGUACAAGAUCCAAACUGGGACCGCCACGCUUGGUGACCGCUUCAUCGAUUCCUGCCUUUUAGCGACAUUUCCUUUCUUUCCUUCCAUAUCCAGGCGCGACUCUUCAAUACCAUUUGUUCGAUGAUCACACGACCUGACGAGGGCAUGAAUGAUGACCAGAGUGUGGUGGUAUUUCAGACUUGGAUGAAAAUGUUCGUUGUCAGGAGGCAUUCUCAUGCGUUUCGGAGCAUUUGGGAUAUUUCGUGGUGAUGGAAUGCUCAUGGCUUGGCUAUGCUUCAUCUUAGCAAUUCAAUAUUUUCUUAUUC
Messenger RNA from Aaosphaeria arxii CBS 175.79, 1185 nucleotides. RefSeq names its product Phox-like protein. The transcript has 3 exons. NCBI's taxonomy places the organism in Eukaryota, Fungi, Ascomycota, Dothideomycetes, Pleosporales. Gene Ontology annotation, cellular component: retromer complex; early endosome membrane. The record is from RefSeq and is a predicted model, not a curated record. Gene Ontology annotation, biological process: late endosome to Golgi transport; endocytic recycling. Gene Ontology annotation, molecular function: phosphatidylinositol-3-phosphate binding. The coding region runs from base 488 to 916 and encodes 142 amino acids.